ACGUCUACGCGCAGCUCAAGCGACGACUGUACGUGUCGUUGACACUUGAAGACGGACUUAAGCACAUCUUCGGCACUAAUAAAUGUUCGGCAGGGGGCUACGAGCACGUUGGCGACGACGAUACUUAUACAGAACACAUAGAAAUGGAUCUGCACGCCAUAGAGCUUCACCUUACUAAACUGACCCGAAUGUUGAAGAAGAACGUACAUCCUUACUACGAGGCCGUGCCCCUUGGAGCGUACGACGGACAGCUGGAUAACACUGAUUCGCCCUAUCCGAGCUUUCUACAAAAGUUUAUUGAAAUAUCUGAUACAUACGAGGAUUCUAUUGAUACGGAUACGGGCAUGGACCGUGAAGUUGCUAUAGCAGCGGAAGCGGAAUCGGAACGUCAAGUUUAUGCGUUAGGUUUGCCAGAUAAGGUUGCUGCCCUUUUUUCUACGGAUGCGGCAGAAGGAAAGGCUUUCGAUAUGGCCUAUGGCCACGUCGUUGCCGUGGGGGUGACUCAGGGCAUCGAAGUUAACUUAGAAGUGCCUGCAGGCCAAAAAGCAAUGAUUAACAUCUUUCUGGAUAAGGACAUCUACGUCAUCAAAUGGAGAGCGCAGUUUUUGGCUGCUGGUUUCGUCACAAUCAAGUGGUGUGACCGGUGGGCUACUAUUCAUCUUACCCAGAUCCUGGACCAGCGACAGCGAGAGUUCUUCGCUUUUGGCACAGUAAAGUAUCACGAGCGCUUCCAGUACGGGGCCAAGGUAACAUUCUACGACAAACACGGCCACCAAAUCGGCCCGGAGCCGACGCCGCUGCGUGGAGAAGUGGACGUGGAACCAUUAGAAGCCAGGCGCGAACACAAUCAGCCACUGACUAGAAGGCACGGCAGCUCGAGGCUCGAUAAAAGUCGAAGGUCUCAGCGUCGACGAGCAGGCGGCAAGUCGAAACCACAUAAGUCUGUUAAGGCAACCUCGGUUUUCUCGGUAGACUCAGAUGAAACACGAGACCGCCGCAGUGGGCCUAUUAUCCGGGAGUUAAACGUGAACUAGUUGUUAUUUUAGUCAGCUACAUUCAAGUGAUGAACAAGUAACGUUCAGAUAAUUGCGUUCAUGAAACGUGUGAUAAUGCCAAUGAAUCACACGCGAGUGAAUGCAUCACCGUAAAUAAACUAAUUUCGCAUUGCGGCCGCGAAAAACGCUCCCGAUAUUCUGCGCUAACAUAAUAUAAGCAGGCAGCCGAUUCUACUUUGCAAAUACGGAAUUUUUGUCGUUGACUAGCAUGCCAUGCAUGUAGACACAGUGGCAUUUUCGGAUUUCUCAAUCUCAAGAGAUGGCGAUGCAAUCACUGUAAAGUGCAUAAUUGCAUUUGUAAUCAUAAAUAAGCGGCGUGUUAGGUACUAUUUAUUAUACUAUUAGGUUCAUUUUUUAAAUACAUAACGGCCUCAUAUCACUAGCAUAUAUUGUUAGUAUAGAACGAACAACGUUUUGUAAUAUAAACCAUUUAAAAUUAUGCACAUUACUAUAUUCCUCAUAUCGUUUGAUUGUAAACGAUUUACACAUAGCUCAUACAUAGGUACGCAAUAAUUAUCAAAUUUCCUAUAUAAUUUUGUAUAUAUUAACUACUUUCAGCGGCGCAUGCUUUGAUCAUGCAUUUCACGAUAUUAGUUACUGGUUUUUCUUGUAAUAUAUACAAUAUUAGGUGCGUUGUACAAUAUUACAAUAUUAGGUACAAUAUUAUAUAUAUACCUAUU
This is a messenger RNA of Priapulus caudatus, 1735 nucleotides long. RefSeq lists its product as uncharacterized. Lineage: Eukaryota; Metazoa; Priapulida; Priapulimorpha; Priapulimorphida; Priapulidae. The record is from RefSeq and is a predicted model, not a curated record. The coding region runs from base 144 to 1034 and encodes 296 amino acids. The transcript is spliced from 6 exons.